CUCAGGGCGAAAAUGCACCAUGCCAUGGGAGUGUCAACGGGCGAUCGUUGUUGCGGUCAAAAUACGGCGAUGCAGGCGAGGAAUGGGAUCUGCGACAAAAUCGAAAAUUACAUAUCCGAGCUCGGACAGUGGGCGAUAUGGAGAACGAUAAUAAUGGGGCAAUUUUUGUCCCUGGUGAUGUGUUUCAUGACGCUCGUAAAUCAUCACAUCAACACCUCGCUGCAGCUUUUGCUUCCGACCGGACAAAACAUUCCGCAUUACGUUAUGAUGAGCCUUGUGUACACAACCUGGAUGUCCUGCAGAGGAGUGGGGAACGGCCUAAUUUCAGUCAUAAGGGCCCGCGGAUGGAGGUACUUGUUGUUGGCACUCAUUGACGUCGAAGCAUGCACACUUGUAACAUACUCGCAUCAAUUCACCAGCCUAGCUAGUAUACAGCUGCUCGACUGUGUGGCCAUACCAGUCGCGUUGGCACUCUCGUGCUUGGUCCUCGGCGUGAGGUACAGAAUGGUGCACAUCGUCGGCGUUUCCGUUUGCUUGAUGGGGGUGGGAUGUUUGGUUUGGGCGGGGAUCGACGACAAUAAAGAUCCUGCAUCCACAGGAAAAAAUCAGCUUGUCGGUGACAUGCUGUGCCUCGGCGGAGCGGUGUUGUUCUCGGUGACGACGGUGCUGCAGGAAUUGGCUGUCAAGACAGUCGAUAUCAUCGAGUAUCUGGGCAUGAUCGGUUUCUUCGGCAUGAUAUUGAGCUGUCUGCAAACGGCCGUGCUGGAAAGUCUGAAAUUGGAGUCGUUCCAUUGGAACAACGCGCCCGUGAUCACGUUCUUGGUGGUUUACUGCAUCAUGCAGUUCGUGUUUUUCUCUCUGGUGCCUGUUAUAUUGUUCGAGUCGGGCGCGACGGCGUUGCAGCUGGCAUUGCUGACAGCAGACUCUUUCAACGUUUUAUCCGGCAUGUUGAUCCACGAAUACAAGUUUCACGCAUUGUACUUCGUCUCGUACACGCUUACUAUGACUGGCAUAUACAUUUACGCGAUAAAGAGAACGCCGAUGUCUUCGAACCCGCGGAGACAGCACAUCGAACUCCCUGCUCCGGAUUACAGUUGUCCCUCGAAUAACGCAGGGAUUCGGAACGUCGACGUACCGCGUAGUUGACAAUCCGCGCAACUUUGAAACUCCCCUCCACACUCCUUCCACAAAUCUUUAUUACAUACAUAGCUACUGUUGACCCGAAACCUUAUUAUAUACGCUGUAUAUGCAUAUCUAUAUAUGUACUAUAUUCUUAGAAUAAAAUAGGCUAGGGAAAGGAAAGUGUUCUUCAGGGAAUCAUAGA
This is a messenger RNA of Colletes gigas, 1324 nucleotides long. RefSeq names its product solute carrier family 35 member F2-like. Lineage: Eukaryota; Metazoa; Arthropoda; Insecta; Hymenoptera; Colletidae. The coding region runs from base 13 to 1146 and encodes 377 amino acids. Gene Ontology annotation, cellular component: membrane. The record is from RefSeq and is a predicted model, not a curated record. The transcript has 8 exons. Gene Ontology annotation, biological process: transmembrane transport. Gene Ontology annotation, molecular function: transmembrane transporter activity.